Gilbertella persicaria is the source of this 367-nucleotide messenger RNA. Its product is annotated as mitochondrial ribosomal protein L37-domain-containing protein. Lineage: Eukaryota; Fungi; Mucoromycota; Mucoromycetes; Mucorales; Choanephoraceae. Gene Ontology annotation, molecular function: structural constituent of ribosome. Gene Ontology annotation, cellular component: mitochondrial large ribosomal subunit. The coding region runs from base 19 to 363 and encodes 114 amino acids. The transcript has 2 exons. The record is from RefSeq and is a predicted model, not a curated record.
UCUUUUUUUUUAUAUACUAUGUUGCGUACACUUGCACGUCCUCUUUAUUCUUCAUCAUUAUAUUCUCGCUCAAGCCUUUUACACACUUCUGCUACUGUCAGAAACACGGCUGAACCACAAACAACUGCACGAAAGCCUUCUGCAGCACCUAAAGGCACAGUGUUAAAAGGCAUUCAGUACUUGAAGGACAAACAAGAUCCAGUUGCAUUAGACGAUGCUGAAUACCCCGAAUGGUUAUGGGACUUAUUAGACGAAAAGAAACAAAAACAAAAGACAACUAAACCAAGUAAUCGUCAAUAUCAUAGAAAACAAAAUAGAGAUGCCAUUAAAGCAAUGAACUUUAUGAAGGACAAGAAGAACUAAUAAU